This is a messenger RNA of Lycium barbarum (goji berry), 420 nucleotides long. RefSeq lists its product as uncharacterized. Gene Ontology annotation, molecular function: RNA-DNA hybrid ribonuclease activity; nucleic acid binding. The transcript is spliced from 3 exons. The coding region runs from base 1 to 420 and encodes 139 amino acids. Lineage: Eukaryota; Viridiplantae; Streptophyta; Magnoliopsida; Solanales; Solanaceae. The record is from RefSeq and is a predicted model, not a curated record.
AUGAGGAAUGUAAAUCUCUUUAAUAAUAAGAAGGAGCAUGUCAAAACAGAAAACACCAUUGCUAAAGCUAUUGAAUCCUUUUUCAUUAUUGGGAAAGGAAACACAGGUCAUUCCACCAAUAAAAUUAGCAUGAACAUUAAAUGGGAACCCCCAGACAGGGAAUGUUUUAAACUGAACACUGAUGGCUCAAUUGUGGGUAGAAUUGGUAUAAUAGGCAUUGAUGGGGUUGUUAGGAACAGUAAAGGGGAUUGGGUUAUGGGGUUUGUCAAGAGCAUCACCCACAACACUACUGUCCAUUCUGAGUUAUGUGUUUUGCAUGAAGGACUAUUAAUGGCAUGGAACCAAAAUCAUGUUCCACUCCAGAUCAGUGUCGACUCAACUGAGGUGGCUAAUCCGGAGAUUGGGGAACUGACUAGUUAA